This is a messenger RNA of Paramecium tetraurelia, 6813 nucleotides long. RefSeq lists its product as uncharacterized. The transcript is spliced from 4 exons. The record is from RefSeq and is a predicted model, not a curated record. NCBI's taxonomy places the organism in Eukaryota, Ciliophora, Oligohymenophorea, Peniculida, Parameciidae.
AUGCUUUUUUUAUUACUAGUACAAAUCGUAUACAGUGGAUUAAUAGAAACACUUGAUUACUCUAUUAAUUAUCUGAACAUUGGUUAUACCACUUAAUUAACGUUUACUUUCAGACUUUAGAGUGGAUUAGGAAAGUCGGGGUAUUUGAGUCUUAAAAUCCCAUUCUAAAUUGAAGCCUCGGUUGUGAGCACAGUUCCACAAGGAGUUGAUGUGAUUUAUAAUGAAGUCAGCACUACUGAUUGUAGUCCAAUAUCAAAAUUUCCUGGAGCCUUAUAUAAAGAUAGUAAUGGAUGGUACCAUGUAAAAUUUCUCAAUUUAGAUGGGGAUUCAAGAGCUUUAGAAGCAAACACUUAUUAUAAAGUCAGCAUAUCAUCUAAAACUGCAUUUAGCAAUUAAGUGGCUUAAAUAUUAUCUCCAAUAGAGGCAUUAACAAUUUAAGAUUUCAGUGUAAAUAAUUGGAUAAAAUAUGAUUUCAAUAGAGCCUUUGCAUUGAUUGAAUUCACCCCUACUCCACCUUCAACAUUAGCAUCCAGUUUCACGCUUUAAUCAGCCACUCCUACAUUAUUAGAUUAUAGACACUCCCUUUUAGUGCAGAUAACUCCGACGAUCCCUAUCGAUAGGAAAGCUCGAAUAGUGAUCCAGAUGACUGAUAACGAUUAUUAAUUUUAAGGUGAACAAUGCACAUCGGAAUCCUAUAAAGAUGUCAACAACACUGACAUACCAGCAUUGACAAGUUCUUAAUACACUUGUUAAAUUGCAAAUAAUAUAUUGACUGUUAGCUUAUAUUAGAUAUUCAAUACUACUCUCAAAUUUAGUUUCAGUAUAAAGAAUCCCAAAUUUGUGAAAUCAUCAGGAGGAGGAUUUUAAGUAAUGUCAAUGCUUUCAUAUGCAAAUCACAUAGUAGAAUAAGUGACAGUUUUGAAUAUUUUAUCGACAUCUGCCUUAACCUGGGGGAAUAAUAAUGACAAUUUAGUGACUUAUUUUUUAUGGGGAUUGAAAUUAUCAGAUACAAGUUUGCCAUCAUAAUUGAAAAUAAUAAGAGACACUGCACAAAAUCCUUAUUUUAAUUCAUUAAAAUUCACUUUUUUCCCUUCAAGCACUACUCCAUUAAAUUUGAAAUUAAGAGUAACCUUAAGUUUGACAUCUGAUAUAGGUUCCAUGAUUUUGGAGGGAAGUCUAUAGGAGAAUCUGCCAUAAUUUGACAAGAACCCAGUUUCAUGCAGUGUCACUAAGGUUUAACCAAUCAAAAUAGUUUGCUCAAAUGUUGGAACACUGAAUCUAGAGAGCACAUAUUUUAUAUCGGUCAAAAUGUCGUUUCCGAAUUAAGCUACUCCAGGAGAUCUUCCAGCUGAUUUCGGAUUAAUCCAAUUAGAAUCAUCCUCAAAUGGAGUGGCAUAUGAUGCUAUACCUUUAAUCCCCUCAGGUAGAGAUUCAAAAGCCAUUUAUUCAACCUUGAAUAGUGUGGCCAUUAUAAGUUCGAAUAGUGGGAAUGGAUACACCUUUGCACAUUCUUAACGCUUUUCUGAUCCCUUUGCAUGUCCCACCAGUUCCUCUUUUGGUUUACAAUAUGCAGACUAUGAGCAAAGAUUAAUUUUUACAGCUAGACCAUAAAUUACAAGUUUUGCUGCUUCUGUUCCCACUCGAACAGUUGGGUACUAUUUUUACACUAAUCCAAAAAUAUUAAAAGGGACUUCAACUAUAUUGGCAGAAAGUCCAUUGUAAUUUACUCCAGCUUUAACAUGCACCCCAACUCCUGCAGUUUACACCGCAUUAGAUUUCGUAUUUAAUUCAGGAUCUGACUAUGUUUAAAUUGAUAAUGCAAAUAAGAAAUACACCUCUAUCUAAUUGACUAGAAUACCAGCUGCCUCAGCCACCAUUUAAAAUGUGUUUGGAGGUAAUGCAGCAAAUAAUUUAUAUACUGUUUCUAUAGGGCCUGUGUAUAUAUAAAAUAAUGGCUCUUAAUUUUGCGGUGAAGAUCUAAUAGAUUUCAUCGGUUUUACUGCAGAAAUUGGAAUUCCAUCUAACACACCUAUAGUUCCAAUUACAGGAAUUAUUGCUGCAAACUCAUAUACAUUAAGUGGACCUAAUCAAAUGAAUAAUCUCUACCUAUCAAUUGCCAAUUUCUGGACAGGUACUACUGUAAAAUUGGAUGGUACAUACUUUCCUGCUUUCAUUAGAGUGACAGGUUUCUUGGAACAAGCAAUUGUAGAUAAAGCUGCGAGAUUGGCAAUAUUCUUUAACAAUUUAUCUCCAUUCUCUGAAGGGACAUCUCCUGAAGGCAAACAAUAUGUAUCUUGUUCUUCGACAUUAAAUCGAAAAUAAAAAUGCUAUGGUUACACAGGAAGUGAUGAUGCUACCAAUGCCUUACAGUCAGUCUAUAAUCUACAUAGAGUUGAAUUCAUUUUAGAUGAUACAUUUUCAAAAAGCGGGCCAGCAUCUCCAUUUCAAUUAGUCAUACCUGUAAGUACUGUAAGAAAUGUUAAUUAAUUGACUUUCUUUUUGGCUAUUAUCUCAUCAAAUUAAGAUGAUAAAGUCUAUAGUCAUUUUAUAGCUUUCAAAAGUGCCUUAGUCUCUUAAACGAUGAAUGCCCCUUCUUUGGCUUUAGUUGACCCAGUAAAUGCUGGCAUUACCAAAACUGGUCAAAGUUAUAAACUGGAUCUUAUUAAUUACUCACCAAGUGUUGGUCAACAGGACUCUGCUGCCCAAGUAUACUAUGGACACACACAAGCUACACCUAUCAUUACCCCCAAUAGUGGAGCACUGUAAGGAACAGCCUUCUUUUAUCAAGGCAAAUGGAAUAUGAUAGGACCUAAGUUCAACACUAAAGGGUUAAUUUUGAAUCCAUCCUUAACCUAUGAAUAGAAAUGUGUUCCUUAUCAUUACAAUGAUUUCUAUGGGUUCUUAUGUCCAAUGAUUGGAGAUACAAUUAUCACCUCCAUAUCUUAGUACAUUAAAAUUGAAGGCUUUAAUUAUCCAGAUAAAGGAGUCUAAACUCCUACAGGAGGUUAUUCUGGAUGGAGUGAUAAAAAUGGUAAUUUACAAUCAUACUCUCCUGAAUCAGUGAGCACAAUAACUGCUGGUCAAAUAUAAAUUCCCUUAGAUAUUUUCCCAACAAUUUAAAGAAGCUACUAAGAUUAGAUAGUCCAAUGGAUCUUCACUACUGUAAAUAACAUUCCAAAGGAUGGAUAUGUUUCUCUCUCCUUCACUUCAGGAUCUUGGCCAUUUACAGUAUCAACUGCAAGUCUGUGUUAAUUAAAAUCAAGCUAAGCAGCAAAGCAAAUAGCUCAUACAUGCACCAUAUCAAAGACGGAUGGCGUCGAGAUAAGGUUUACUUUUGCUGCCUCCUAAGCAUUCCCCCCUGAUACUUAUACCAUAGUAUAAUAUGGGAUCAAUAUGCCAGAUUCAAGUUCAAAUGACUAGGCUUACACAAUAACUACAUAUACAAUUUUGAAUGUUAUUAUUGAUGCGACUACUGUUGGAGCAGGAACUUUGAAAUUUAAUAACACUCCUCUUACCCCUAAAGUGGAAGUUGGGGAUGUUCAAUUUGAAAGGAUGAAUAAUGGUAUGAGAGGAAAGUUCCAAUUUACAUUCAAAUUAAUCAAUCGUGGCAUCCUAUAUAAUCAGUAGAUAAAUUUUGAUCUCACAAUGGUGGCCUCAAGUACAGUAUCCAAAUCUCAUUGUUCCAUUCUGAAUUCGGAUGGUUCUUAGAAUUUCGAUUGGAAAUCCUUUGAAGGAAGUUCAUUUACUUUGAUAACAAUAAGACCAGUUAAUGAUUUGAGCCCAGGAAAUCUCUACAUUUUCAGAUGCUUCAACAUUUUGACACCUAAUACUUAUAUGGCCCCUCUUGUCAAGGUCUUGAGUGGUUCGACUAUUUUGUCCCAAGGAACAGCUAGUAAUACUGCAUUGACCUUUUAAAAUACGCCUUCUGUUCUAUCGGCAACUGGUCUUACAAUAAGUAAAACCUAUCCCUAAGCUUAUGCGAUGAUUGAACUCAAAAUAAAUUUAGUACUAAGUUCGCCAUUCGACCAAAAAUCUACGAUUUAUGUUAACUUACCAUACUAUUAUAAUUCAUAUGACAAUAAGAAAAGUCUAAGUUGCUUGAUGAGUGAUGCCGAUGCAUAUUGCUAAUAUGAUAACGAAAGGACAAUCUCAAUUAAAUUAUUCACUCUUACAAUAGAUUCCUUCACAGUAAUAAAUUUAGUAAUAGCUGGCAUAAUUCAACCUAUAUCUACUUAUAACGAUGAUUAAAUAUUCAUAAUGGUGGAUUAUGAUGAGGAUAAAACGACAAUAAAUGAAUAUGGAACAUUGAGUGAUGUAGCAGUUUCUUCUACAGUUCCGAUAUCUCUGAUAAUUAGGGAUUUCGAAAUCUCUAAUGUUGGAAUCAGAACCGAAUCGUAAUACACCUAUUAUUUAACAACUUUAGGUAAUAUAUAAGUUGGAUAAUAUCUGGUUAUUGAUCUCCCAUCUAAAGAUUAUGGUAAAUUGGUUUAAUUGAAGCCUCCGACUGCAUGUAGUGGAAUCUUGGAAAGUGAUGGAGUGACAUCCAUUAUCUCAAAAUGUGAAACAUUGGGAAAUAGAAUUCUAUUACAAUUUGAAGGCAUGCUCCAAGCCAAUACAAAAUACAUAGUCAAAAUUACAGGGAUGACCAAUAUGGAAGCAUCCUCUUGUUAUAUUGGAUUGCCAAUCUUCAGUUUGAUUACAUCAGACAAGACUCAAAUCUAAUAAUUAUCAACCUAUGUUUACUCAAACAUCCAAUAGUUUAAGUUGAAUGCCGAUUCUACCAAAAAUACUAUCUAUUGGAAAGAGGAGACAGACAAUGAUGUUAAAUAUACAAUCUAGUCGACAGAUGAAAUCUUGAGACUGAAUUACAAUGAAUUACUCUUAAAACCAGGAUAAUAUAGUAGAAUAAUUUCACUUGGUUAGAUUGAACGUGGAUACAAUAAGAAAUUAAAGUUCAGUAUUAGUUCCAACAGUGGUUUCUUCAAAGUCGUCAAUGAUUUAAUAGUCUAUCCUGGAGAUGGCAAGGCAUUGACAAGAAUAGGCUGUUCAGGAUCGACAAAUCCUCAAUCAUAUUACUUAUAUUUUUCAAAAGAAGAAUCAGACACUCCCACUUAUAGUGAAGCAGGAAUCAUCUAAGUGAUGAUCACAACAACCAAAACUGAAGUCACCACUUAGUUUCCUUCAUAUGAUGUUCCAAUUUUUAUGAAAUCUAUUCCUGUAUUAAUAGAUUUCUCAGGGAAUAUUCCUGUUGAAGAUCUAUUAAUUGAUUUUGAAUUGAUUCCUUUUAAUGUUGAUAAACCUGCAGGUUUGAAAUUUCAAUCUACUUCAGAUACCAAAAUGAAUGUCUAAGUCACUUCAGAUAACCUUAAAAUCACAUUCAUUAUUUUCUCUGAGACUGAAGUGCAAGAUAGUGACAAAUUAGAUACCAUUGAUUAUUAUUACAGCACUUUGUUGAUGACUUUCAGUGGAAAUUCAGCUCCAUAUUUUGUGUAAUCAUCCGCAUAAACUAUAUUCAAAUUGGUCAAAGAUAACACAGAUGCAAUCAAAAAGAUUGGAUGUGUUUACUCCAUGCAACUAAAUCAAUUAUCAGAUUAUUCCAAUAAGUAAAUCAUUACUUUUCAAUCGGACUAAGAUUUGAUCAUUUAUUAUCAUGCCAUAAUGCUGAAUGGAUUCGAAAGAAGUUUUGAUGACGUAAAGUUAUUUUCUGAAAAUAACACUUAAUUGAGAUAUUCAGAUUAUUAUUAAGAACAAUUUGGACAACUUUAUUUAUAAGGAAAGACUAAUUAUGUUCUAGAAUUGAAGAAACUCAAAGCUAGAACAUGGUAUAAAAUUAAGAGUUGGGCUGUUAAUUUAUAUGAUAUGUAGAAUAAUACAUAAUAUGUUGAGUUCUUCACUCAAAACAAUAAUGGCAGAUUGAUGAAGUUGACCUUUCAUUUUGGAACUGAACUCAAUGCUGAAAGUAAAAAAGCAAUAGCUUGUUGGCUAUGCUACACUUUUGCCUAUCCCUGCUAUGAUGUGCUGAGUUACGAUGCCAUCUUCUGCAGCGAUUCAAUCAAUAAAGACUUAUCAUUCAAUUCUACUGCAGUCUAUUCCCAAUAUAAAAUGCUCGAAGAGACCAAUACCACUACAGAAGGGACUCCAACAGAUGAAAACAAUUAAGAUGAAGGAGAGGAAGAAGUAGAUGCUGGAGUGGAAACAGCAGUCUAAUAUUAUUUCAUUCCAAAUCAAGAUCUACCUAAUGAUAAUAAUUGGAAGUAGGUUAUCGCUGGAGUGGAAGAUACUAAUUUCAUGAGAUACUUUGUUGGCAAUUUAACUAACUCUACACGCCUAUUCUCAGUAGACCCUUUGGAAGAAAUAACUUUUGAUAAAUCUCCAGAAAUCAUCAGCACUGUCAAAUUUACAAGAGGUUUAACUUGGUUAUCCCUUUCUGACAUUCGAUUAAGAUAAACAGGCUUAGUUUGGGGUUACAUUACUCCCAAAUUCAGUGCUGGCACAUAUGCUACAGAUGGACUCAUACCUUCCAGUAUUCAAAUGAAGUAUUUUGCUAAUCCUCUAAAUUAAUCAAUAGAUUCCGCUUAUUAUUUCAUUAAAUAUUAUUCAUCCGAAUCCAUUAGUCAUAACUUUACUGAUCUAUAGCCUUCUAAGUGGUACAACAUAUACUUGAUAGCUACUUAAGACAGUCCGAGUCUCUGGACUGAAACCUCAAAGGUUUAUUCAUUUACAAAUAAAACUUUGCGAAAGUCAUUUGAUGAACCUGCAGCUAUAUAUGACACCCUAUUAUUAUCGAUGGUCAUAAUCUGGUUAAUUUAAUGA